Molecule: messenger RNA, 2406 nt
Organism: Lachnellula hyalina
Lineage: Eukaryota; Fungi; Ascomycota; Leotiomycetes; Helotiales; Lachnaceae
Gene: ned1
Product: Nuclear elongation and deformation protein
Exons: 2
Coding region: 1-2406 (801 amino acids)
Biological process (GO): fatty acid catabolic process; triglyceride biosynthetic process
Cellular component (GO): nucleus
Molecular function (GO): phosphatidate phosphatase activity
Source: RefSeq, a predicted model, not a curated record
AUGCAGUACGUCCGAAGCAUCAGCGGAUCAGUCUCGAAAACAUGGAAUUCAAUCAACCCAGCGACCCUCAGCGGAGCCAUUGAUGUGAUAGUUGUUGAGCAGGAGGAUGGCUCAUUGGCAUGCUCUCCCUUCCAUGUCAGGUUCGGGAAAUUCUCCCUCCUCCGCCCAUACGAAAAGAAGGUUGAGUUCAAGGUUAAUGGCGCGAAACAAGACUAUGCUAUGAAGUUGGGAGAGGGAGGAGAGGCAUUCUUUGUUUUCGAGACCAGUGAUAAUAUCCCUGAGGCUAUGCAAACAUCCCCCCUGGUCUCUCCAGCUUCCAGUCCGCCGUUACAAGCAGAAGGAUCGAAUGUCUCAAAUCUAUCAGAACCAGACUUCCUGGACCUGGAUACUAUCGGUAGAAAGCCCAGGUCUGCUAGUGUAGCAAGACCUGGCGUCGGGGCACUUUCAACAUCUGUGCCCCGAAGAACCAGUAAUCUGACCAAUCUGACGCCCCUCUCAUCAUCUCCAGAUGCCAUCACAAGACCGCUAUCUGGGGACUGGUCUGGAAUCACAUCUGGUCGACACCAUACCGACGAACUCCUACCUUCCUCUGCACGAUUGCAUUCCAGCGACGAUGCAGACCGAGAGCGACAAACGCGCUCCUUAACCCCCACAUUAGCUAUUCACGAUGGGCCCUCGGAUUCCUUCACAGAGCGAUCACAAAGUCCCCCGCCUCCACCUACAAAAGAAGCCAUUGAGCGUGCGGUAGCCUUGUCAAACAAACUUUCGGCAUCCAACAUACCGACCCAGGUCACGGAUACGGGUGAUUUGAUGUUGGACAUGACAGGAUACAAGAGUAGCGAUGAAGAUGCUCUGCGAGCUGAGGUUAUUGCCCGAAAGAUUCUCUCUGAAGAAUUGGAAGGCAAUUACGAUAUUGGCGCCCUCAUUGGAGCUGAUGAGCAUGGAAAUCUAUGGAUAUAUAGCAGCGAAGAAGCAAAGGAGGCCGCAAGUCAAAGGGCAGCAUUGGCAGGGAUGAAUAUUCCCGCAGUUCUGAACGAUUUAGCAUCAGACCCAGGCUAUGGGAGCGAGGCAGAAAGCGAGAGAACUGCACCUGUUCUGUCUGCUCAUCGCCGUGCAGAAUCCGACAUCGGUGGUAUGGGUUUAGAGACACCCCCCAAGACGCCACCGGAAGGUGCUGGGGAUCCUAAUAGGAACUAUGCCAAGACUCUACGACUGACGAGCGACCAGUUGAAAGCUCUGGGCCUGAAAGCUGGACCGAAUCCCAUGAGCUUUACGGUCAAUCGGGCAACUUGCCAUGCUUACAUGUAUCUCUGGCGUUACGACGUACCUGUUGUGAUUUCUGACAUUGAUGGUACAAUCACAAAGUCCGAUGCUUUGGGGCAUGUGCUCAAUAUGAUCGGCCGUGACUGGACCCAUAUUGGUGUUGCGAAGCUGUACACCGAGAUUGUUGCAAACGGGUACAACAUCAUGUACUUGACGUCUCGCUCGGUAGGAUUAGCAGAUACAACACGAGCCUACAUGAAUGGCGUGGAUCAAGAGAGCUAUCGUCUACCCAAAGGUCCAACGUUAUUGAGUCCAGAUCGCACAAUUGCAGCUCUAAGGAGAGAACUGUACAUCCGUAAGCCGGAAGUCUUUAAGAUGGCCUGUCUGCGCGAUAUUAAGAGCCUAUUCGGUCCCACCCGUACACCGUUCCACGCAGGUUUUGGCAACAGGCUUACAGAUGCAUUAUCUUAUCGAUCCGUCAGUAUACCAAGCAAGCGCAUCUUUACAAUCAACAGCAACGCCGAGGUAUCCCUCGAUUUGCUAAGUCUUAACAAACUGCGGUACAGCUAUGUAAAUAUGCGAGAAGUAGUAGAUCAUUACUUCCCACCCGUAAAUACGCUGGUGAAAGGCGGCGGGGAAGAAUACACGGAUUUCACAUACUGGCGCGACCCAGUCCUUGACCUGGAUGAUUUCAGCGCCUCGGAGAGUGGAGAUGGUCCAGAAGAUGAAGAAGAAGAAGACAAUGUGAGCGAAGAUGGAGAUGCGAAUGAAGACCUCGGAGAUAGUUAUAUAUCGCGGGACUCUAUCGAUGAAGGCGAUGAAGGCGACGAAGGCGACGACGGAGAAGAUUACAACGGGCUAGAAGAAAGUAUGCUGUCCGGUUCAGCCGACGAGGAUGACCUGGAACAUAUGACAAGCAGCAUGAUCGAGGCGGAUUUCGAAGACGCAGACCACGGAGAACAUGAACAUGUGGAAGAAGAACCACAGGAAGACGGCACGCAGGCCAUUGACCUCGAAGCGCUCCGGCAAGCAGGAGAGCCGAGGCGUGAUGUAGAUGCCGAGAUAAUUUUGGGACUCCAAGGGCUUGACUUGGAGAGAGAGGAGUCGGAGGAUAGGAAAGUGUCAGUGAGAGUACCAAACUAG